Microbotryum saponariae is the source of this 3391-nucleotide messenger RNA. Lineage: Eukaryota; Fungi; Basidiomycota; Microbotryomycetes; Microbotryales; Microbotryaceae. The record is from the annotation of a GenBank genome assembly.
AUGUCCUCGUUCGACCGACCUUCGCAAGAUCGAGGUUGGGCAACGCGGCAAGAACGCUCCACCGCCACCGCUACGACGAAUUCGAAUCACAAGUCGUCCUCAUCGUCUUCGACGGCCGUUGAUCAAGCUCGUCACUUUUCUUCGUCUUACGAUCGUGGCAAGAGGUACGAGGAGCAUUCGACUAGUGCGCGUGACUCCAAAACGAGUGCGAUGGGCUCUGGCUCGGCCUCGGUGGGGUCGGGCAAAUGGAGGGUUGUGACUUCGACGACGCAUGGGGAUCGCAAUUCUGAGCAAAGGCACGAUCGAGAGACGGCUAGCGGUGCACGUCGAGGUGUAGCGACGAACGACGAUCGACGCGGUUCGUCGACGUCUCGUUCGACGACGGCGGCGGCUCAGUACGACUCGUCCAAACGCGCCCGCGACGACGAGCGUCACUCCAACUUCUCGAAUCGAGCACCCCUCACGUCUUCGAGACGCUACGAUACCUCACCCACCCGCACUCACCCUUCCAAACACCACCACGACGAUGACCAGGACGAUCGACCAAGAUCCAUCGAUGCGCCCCCUCCGACCCGUCCGAAUCGACAGCCGGCAACGUUUUCGAGCCACAACGAUUUCAACCCGGCCUCCAGGAAAACUUACCCCGGGGAUCCGGCUUCGUCGAAUUCGACUUCGGGGCCUUUUUAUCCUGUGCAACGUCGGGCGGAAACUGAUGCGGAGCAGAACGUGUCCCGACCGAGCGGAUCCGACUCGUAAGUGUGUUUUCGCAUGUCUGGCCUUUCCCCCACGCGGAAGCACUGAUCGUCGCUGGUAAAUCCUUAGUGGCCGACCACCACCACCAGCGCGACCUAUUUCCCCACCUCUUCGCUCCCGUCGAGAUCAACGCGAUUCAUCUCGCUCACCCCCCUCCAGCCCCAGUCCUGAACGAUCUCCACCACCUCGAACCCAUCCACCUUCCAAAUCAACAACCGCUUCGAACGCACCUAGAAGACGUUCCCCUUCCCCCGCUUCUUCCUCUUCUUCUUCAAAACGAGACGUUCAUCAUCAUCCCCACCAUCAUUACCAUCCUUCUCGACGUAUAGAUCCGACUCCUACCCAACCCCAAGCCUCGGAAAACGAACCCGGUUCAAAAAAUGUCGCUUCCUCCGAACCUAAAGCUUUCUUUUCAGCACCGAGGCCGAAAAUGACUUAUACCUCUCGAAACCCUGACUCGAAUUCGAAAAGUUCGAUCAGCAAUGGGUACGGAAGGGAUCAGUAUGGGUCGGGUUCAAAGAUUGAGAGGGGGUUCAAGAGUGGUGUUGGAGGUAAGGGGGCGGGGUUGGAUAAGGGAUGGGCGGGGGCGAGGACGCAGAAUGGGCGUUGGAGGGAGAGGGAGAGGGAGAGGGAAGGAAGGAAAGACGAAGGAGAGAGGGAGAGGAGGGAGACAGAUCGUACGGUGAGGGAGGAGAGGUCUGUCGAGCCAAAGUGGGAGGAAAGGUCGAGGGAUUUCGAUUUUCUUCCUUCGACGACGGCGACGACGAGGAGGAGGUCGGCCAUCCCCGACUCCAUGGACGUCGAACCCCUUCCCCCCAGUACCUCGUCAUCCUCAACAUCGAUGCAACGCACCCCCUCUCGCGAACGAUUACAAAUGACCCAUCGCCAACCCCUUUCACUCAAAGUCACUUCCCCAACCAAUACUUUCCAGGCUUCGAACGGAACAGGGUCGAUUUUGGCCUCGAACGAUGUUGGAAGUGCGAUGAGUGGGGUCGGGAUGGGGGCAGGGGUGGGAACGGGUUCGAUGACCAAAGCCGGGCAAGUCAAGAGGUUCUUUCCCGCGGAAUCGGAGGACGAAAUUUGGGAUGGGAAGAGGACGAAGAGAGGUGAUGAUGAAGCAGAGAGAGGCGCGGAUGAUGAAAGGGACGGCGAAAGGAUCCGGGAGAGGGAGCCCGAGAGAGAGAGGGAGAAGGAGAGGGAGAGGGACCGGUGGGAUCGAGAGCGGGGACGGGAGAGAGAUGCGGGUACAAGACGUCGACGCCCGAGCGAUGCGGAUUCGACUACGAGUUCGAGGCGUAUAAGGGAGGAUGCGGGUGCGCAGAGGGAGAAGAAGGAACGGAGGAGGAAGGAGGAGGAGCAUGACAGGGAUCAAGGGAGAGAAAGGGAGAGGGAAAGAGGAAGGGAUGAUGGAUGGGGCGCGAGGCAUGAGAAGGAGAAAAGGAAGAAGUACGAUGAUGAAGAGGAUGAGAAGAGUACGAGAGAUAGAAGGAGGGAACCGAAGGAUCGGGAAAGUGACGAGGAGGAGGAAGGAAGGAAGCGAUGGAGCAGGAACGAGUCCAAGGGCCGGAGAGCAUCGUUCACUUCGAGGGAGAGGGAAAGGGACGAUGGGUACGACAAGGAUCGAUCGACCAAGACCAGGUCGUGGGGCCCUGCACGAGGCGCCAAGACCGAUUCGAGAUGGUCUCCAACGACGUCGAGGACGUCGCGAUACGACGAUCGUGAACGCGAACAAGACCACGAAAGGGAUCUGGACCGCGCCCGUGAUCAUGAUCGGGACCGUGAGCGAAGCAAGUUCAACGAUCGGAAAGAAGGGAGGUAUGACGAUGAUGAUCGAUCGAGUACGACGACCUCGAAGAAGAAUUUCGAAACUCGACGACGGACGGAGGAUCGCGAGUUCAUACACGCGCGAGGGAGGGGACGAGGCAGAGGGAGGGGCUCGUUUGGUGGACGCGGCCAAGAUGACUAUCGGGACUAUAACAAACGUGGGGCGGAGAGGAAAGGAGCAUCGUCGCAUGAGGACAAGGACAUGGAUCGUUCGCGGGACCGUAGGACCGAUGUCGGCUCCGAGGAUCGGCCGUCGAGGUCGUACAAUGACAGAUCGGAUACGGGCUAUCGUUACUCUUCUCGACGCGACGACGGGGAUGAUCACAAGAGGCGGGACGACUAUUACCGGAGGAAUGAUGACGAUUCAAGAAGACGUCGUCCGCCUUCGACGGAUCGACGCAGCUCGCGAGCGACGACGCCUCCGACGGUGUCGACACUCGCUGAAGGGGAGGAACCAUCAGCUGGCAACGACCUCGAGUUAGCCGCCGCUCCUGAUGUUCCCGUCGUUCCAGCCGCUCCACCACCCACCGAAAUCUACGAAUGCCUGGUCCAAGUCGGCGAAGGGACGUACGGAAAGGUGUACAAGGCGAGAAACACCGAGACUGGCGCUUUGGUCGCUUUAAAGAGGAUUAGAAUGGAGGCGGAAAAGGAUGGGUUCCCCAUCACGGCCGUGAGGGAGAUCAAGUUGCUGCAGAGCUUGAGGCACAGCAAUGUCGUCAAUCUGUUGGAGAUGAUGGUUUCGAAAGGCACGUUGGGCUAUCUCAUCGAUGGGCUGCGAGUGGAGCGAACUGAGGCUGACCAAACGAAAUUUUGA